CCGAGCCCCGCUCGGCGGCGGCGCCGGGGCCCGGCGGGCCGGGGGUGGAAGAAAGAGAGAGGAGAGACAACCGCUGGUUCUUCCAAGCAAAACACAUCCGUAAGAGGUUGUUUCACCCCUGUCCUAAGGGAUCCGUGUUUGCGGGACGGCUUCCAUCUCAUUCAGCCCUUGCCCUUGCCCGACUCCAAGCCAGCAGGGGCAGUUUGGCAUCAGGAUGCAUGUGUGCAUGGGGCAGGAGCAAUUCACACCUCCUGCACAGCUACUCCGCCAGCAGCGUGCGCGUCGCAUCACGGAUGCUCCUCUUGAGCAGCAGCAUCCCCAUGGCGCUCUUCACAGGAACCGGCGGCCAUCUUAACGGCACCGACGCCGUUCCCUGUGGGGCAGGUAACACGACAGAGCCGGGCCUGCCGCGCUCACACGCCUACUACGCCCUCUGCUACUGCCUCCUGAUUUUGGCCAUCAUCUUCGGGAACGUGCUGGUCUGCCUGGCCGUGCUGAGGGAGCGCGCCCUGCAAACCACCACAAACUACCUUGUGGUAAGCCUGGCGGUGGCGGACUUGCUGGUGGCUACUUUGGUGAUGCCGUGGGUGGUGUACCUGGAGGUGACCGGGGGAGUCUGGACUUUCAGCCGCAUCUGUUGCGAUAUCUUCGUCACCAUGGAUGUCAUGAUGUGCACGGCCAGCAUUUUAAACCUCUGCGCUAUCAGCAUUGACAGGUACACCGCAGUGGUGAAACCAGUGCAGUACCAGUACAACACCGGGCAGAGCUCCUGCAGGAGGGUCUCUCUUAUGAUUGUGAUAGUAUGGAUGCUGGCAUUCGCAGUGUCGUGCCCUCUCCUCUUUGGCUUCAAUACUACAGGGGAUCCCAGUGUCUGUUCCAUAUCCAACCCUAUUUUCGUCAUCUACUCCUCUUUGGUGUCCUUCUACCUCCCCUUCAUGGUGACCCUGCUGCUCUAUGUCCGGAUUUACCUCGUGCUAAGACAAAGACAAAAGAAGCGAACCCUCACCCGGCAGGGCAGCCACAGCGCCAGCACCAAACCGUGCUGUACACACGAAGAACACAUCGAGAGGAAACCCUUGUCAGACAGAUGCCAGGGCACCUUUUCCCCUUGUCUCUCCUUCAAACGCUCAGGCCAGGAGAUAUCUACCAAAAGGAAAUUGCUGACAGUCUUCAGCCUCCAGCGGUACCGCAGCUUCUGCCAAGACGCAUCUCUCAGCAAGACACCAGGGACUACAGAGCACAACAGGCUGGAAGAGAGGAGAAAGAGUAGGAGUCCAGGGCUGGAGGUGCGGAGGCUAAGCAAUGGUAAAACCAUCAGCUCUCUGAAGCUAGCGCACCAGCAGCCCCGGCUGAUCCAGCUUCGGGAGAGGAAGGCUACACAGAUGCUAGCUAUCGUCCUGGGGGCGUUCAUAGUCUGCUGGCUGCCCUUCUUCUUGAUUCACAUCCUCAACGCUCACUGCCCGGCCUGCCGCGUGCCCCCGGGGCUGUACAGCGCCAGCACCUGGCUCGGCUACGUCAACAGCGCUCUCAACCCCAUCAUCUACACCACCUUCAACACCGACUUCCGCAGAGCCUUCCUCAAGAUCCUCUGCUGCUGACGGCGGGGCUGGUGCUGAGCCACGCUCGCCCCCUCUGCCUCCACCAGGCUGCAGGUUGCACCUGGGGCCUGGGCUGGGGACAUGGCGUGGGCCCUUCUCUCCUCCUGCUUUACGAUGGGAAGAGCAAGAGCCACCCCACCUGCAUGGC
This is a messenger RNA of Oxyura jamaicensis (ruddy duck), 1746 nucleotides long. It is a transcript of the gene DRD3, whose product is annotated as dopamine receptor D3. The transcript has 8 exons. Gene Ontology annotation, molecular function: dopamine neurotransmitter receptor activity, coupled via Gi/Go; G protein-coupled receptor activity. The coding region runs from base 219 to 1598 and encodes 459 amino acids. The record is from RefSeq and is a predicted model, not a curated record. NCBI's taxonomy places the organism in Eukaryota, Metazoa, Chordata, Aves, Anseriformes, Anatidae. Gene Ontology annotation, biological process: adenylate cyclase-inhibiting dopamine receptor signaling pathway; adenylate cyclase-activating adrenergic receptor signaling pathway. Gene Ontology annotation, cellular component: plasma membrane.